AGAUCGAUAUAUAAAAUCCCUUGAAUCGAUCUUUUUAAGUUUGCUGCUCGUCGACAGAAGGGAGAUAAGUGUAACACGUACUCUCAAACUUUCCCGCCAUAAUUGUUCCAUUCGACGAAAGCAGAAUGUGGAGCACACAAGGAGGUUAUGACAGUUACAACCCUAACCAGACGCAAGGUGGUGGGGGUUAUAUGUCCCCUGCUGGCAUGGAUCCAGCAAACAAGGACUCAAAGUCACGAGAGGAUAAAGUCGAAUACAUCAUGCCAGUCACCAUUUCUGAAAUAUUAAAUGCUUCUCAGAAUUUAGAUGAAUUCUUUUCUGGGAAUAUCAAAAUUUCACAGGUGACCUUUGUUGGUUUAGUGCUUUCAGUGAAAGAAUUACCAAUUCGACUGGACUAUGAAGUUGGAGACUGUACUGGACCUUCUAUUGAAGUGAAACAAUAUGUAGAUAAUCGGGAUGAUGUUCCUGAAAAUGAGAAGAUAAAAUCUCUUGCAGAGAAGACAUAUGUCCGGGUGUCGGGACAUAUUAGGUUAGUGGAGGGAAAACGAUCUAUUGUGGCCUUUAAAAUAAUUCCUUUGACAGAUAUAAAUGAAUUAACAGUCCACAUUCUUGAAGUUAUCCAUUCCCACUUGAUGUACAAUUCAAAUGCUCAUCUGCAGAAUGGAGAAAAGGCUGCACUAACCAAUGAUUAUGAUACAUCAUCUGUUGGAAUUCCUGGUCUUGGACAUUUGCACAAUCAGGUCCAUCAGAUUAUUAAAUCAUGUACAACAGAAGAAGGUUGUAGCAUUGAUGAAGUCAUACAAAAACUGAGAGGCGUUCCAGAACAGUCUGUCAAAGAUGUCAUUAACUUUCUGAGUGGAGAAGGACAUAUAUAUUCUACAAUUUCUGAGAACUAUUUCAAAAUCACAGACGGGUGAUGAGCAUUUCUAAAACUGUUUUAAACUAUUGUUUCUUGAUUCUGUAAUAAAGUGGAACCAUUUUCUACCUUAA
Messenger RNA from Octopus sinensis (East Asian common octopus), 990 nucleotides. Its product is annotated as replication protein A 32 kDa subunit. The transcript is spliced from 8 exons. NCBI's taxonomy places the organism in Eukaryota, Metazoa, Mollusca, Cephalopoda, Octopoda, Octopodidae. Gene Ontology annotation, molecular function: DNA binding. The record is from RefSeq and is a predicted model, not a curated record. Gene Ontology annotation, biological process: double-strand break repair via homologous recombination; DNA replication; nucleotide-excision repair. Gene Ontology annotation, cellular component: site of double-strand break; chromosome, telomeric region; DNA replication factor A complex. The coding region runs from base 126 to 917 and encodes 263 amino acids.